Oncorhynchus keta (chum salmon) is the source of this 9493-nucleotide messenger RNA. Its product is annotated as heterogeneous nuclear ribonucleoprotein R. The transcript has 13 exons. Bases 171 to 2030 code for a protein of 619 amino acids. Gene Ontology annotation, cellular component: nucleus; ribonucleoprotein complex. Gene Ontology annotation, molecular function: mRNA binding. NCBI's taxonomy places the organism in Eukaryota, Metazoa, Chordata, Actinopteri, Salmoniformes, Salmonidae. The record is from RefSeq and is a predicted model, not a curated record.
GUCGGGUUGACCGCGAGAAAGGGGCGUGAACGAGCGCCAGAGCGGUCAUUCUCCGAUGUGCAAACCCAAAUAAACAAGAAUCACAAUUUCUCGGGACACUUUUGUUCACAUUUGGCAUUUCGUGACAAUUAACUUUUUUUUUUUAAAUACUGGGAUUUGUGGAGCGGAGAAUGGCAGCUGAAGUGAAUGGCAGUUCUGCUCCAGUUAAGGAGGAAGACGAACCAAUGGACAUAACAGUAACACACACAGAGAACUACCAGACACUCAUAGAUGCAGGCCUUCCACAGAAAGUGGCGGAGAGCCUGGAUAAGAUAUUUCAGACUGGACUGGUGGCUUACGCUGACCUGGACGAGAGAGCCAUCGACGCCCUGAGGGAGUUCAAUGAGGAGGGAGCCCUGUCAGUGUUACAGCAGUUCAGGGAGAGUGACCUGUCACAUGUGCAGAACAAAAGUGCAUUUCUCUGUGGUGUGAUGAAGACAUACCGACAGCGAGAAAAGCAAGGAAGUAAAGUUCAAGAAUCCACAAAGGGUCCUGAUGAGACUAAGAUAAAGGCUCUUCUGGAAAGAACAGGUUACACUUUGGAUGUCACCACAGGACAGAGGAAGUAUGGGGGGCCUCCACCUGACGAGGUGUACUCAGGGGCCCAGCCUGGAAUCGGAACAGAGGUAUUUGUUGGCAAGAUCCCCAGAGACUUGUAUGAGGAUGAGCUGGUGCCUCUGUUUGAGAAAGCCGGGCCCAUUUGGGACCUGCGUCUAAUGAUGGACCCCCUUCUUUCGGGUCAGAACAGAGGAUAUGCCUUCAUCACCUUCUGCAAUAAAGAUGCUGCCCUAGAGGCCGUCAAGCUUUGUGAUAAUUAUGAAAUCCGGUCGGGCAAAUACCUGGGUGUCUGCAUCUCUGUCGCAAACAAUCGGCUGUUUGUUGGGUCAAUUCCAAAGAACAAGACAAGAGAAAGCAUAUUGGAAGAUUUCAGCAAAGUCACAGAGGGCCUCGUGGAGGUGAUACUCUACCACCAGCCAGAUGAUAAAAAGAAGAACCGUGGCUUCUGCUUCUUAGAAUACGAGGACCACAAAACUGCGGCCCAGGCCCGUCGCCGCCUCAUGAGUGGCAAGGUGAAGGUGUGGGGGAACCCUGUUACUGUGGAGUGGGCAGAUCCAGUAGACGAACCGGACCCAGAGAUUAUGGCAAAGGUAAAGGUGCUGUUUGUGAGGAACCUGGCCACACCGGUCACAGAGGAGCUCCUAGAGAAAACCUUCUCCCAGUUUGGGAAGUUGGAGCGGGUCAAGAAGCUGAAAGACUAUGCCUUUGUUCACUUUGAGGACAGAGAUGCUGCCGUGAAGGCAAUGCAACAAAUGAAUGGCAAAGAAUUGGAAGGCGAGGAGAUAGAGAUUGUUCUGGCAAAGCCUCCGGACAGGAAGAGGAAAGAGCGGCAGGCCCAGAGACAGCCAACUAGGACCACAGGAUAUGAUGAUUACUACUAUUAUCCUGCUCCACGCAUGCCGCCUCCCAUGCGAGGCAGGGGCCGAGGUGGGAGAGGUGGCUAUGCCUACCCUCCAGACUACUACGGUUACGAGGACUACUACGAUGAUUACUACGGGGGUGGUUACGACUACCAUGACUACCGAGGUGGCUACGACGACCCUUACUACGGGGGAUACGAUGAUGUCUACGUGCCGAGAGGAAGGGGGGGCAGGGUGAGUCGAGGUGCCCCCCCUCCCCCUAGAGGCCGAGGAGCACCACCCCCUCGUGGCAGAGGUGGCUACGUCCAAAGGGGGGCUCCUAUGGGUGUACCGAGGGGAAGCCGUGGGAGCCGGGGAGGUCCGCCCCAGCAGAGGGGCCGCGGCAUCAGAGGGGCCAGGGGAAACCGCGGGGACAACUUGGGCGGGAAGAGGAAGGCUGACGGUUACAACCAACCGGACUCCAAGCGCCGGCAGACCAACAACCAGAACUGGGGCUCCCAACCCAUUGCCCAGCAACCCCUGCAACAAGGUGGCGACUACUCUGGUGAAGACGCGAGAACGGCAGCGGGUUGAGUGAGUGAGGAACACAUCUAUUCUCUGCUGUGUUCUUCCCCAAAGAAGGGAUGCGUGUCCGAGGUGGCCCCGACCCAGUCUUGUCACGAUGUGGACUUGCUAGGUGGGGCUCCCAGACAGAGGCAGCUGUAAGGACUACGGGGUAAGUUUAGGAUGUUUUCUUCCCAAACCAUUGUUCUCUUUCACUGUCUUUCUCUCCCUCUGAUUCAGGUCUCACCAAAUAAAUCCCUGUGGGGAUUAAGAUGCAGAAAGAAAACGUCAGUGUCUGGGUGAGUUUAGGUAGAGAGAAAAGUACUGUAUCCCUCAAUACACAGUUAGAGAAGUUAACUUUGGAGUUGGAAGAAAUGAUGAGUUACUUGGAGAAAGAAUACAGUAUACGAUUCAGAAUACCAAAAAUAGUAAUUCUGUUCAUUAUCAUAAGCCUUAGUUUACAGAAACUUACUCUAGAGUCUAAACACUACUUUUAUCAAAUGUAAUGUGUCGUAAGGAUUAGCAAAAAUAGCUGCCUGUGGCAAUUACCUUUUAGAGGUGAAAACAAGAGCUCUGUCUCUUGUCUAAAGAACUACAGACCACAUUAUAAAUGCUUUGGGGUCGAGCUUGAAGCUGUUAGAGCUUACUCCAAUUGCAUAUCAGCUCCCAGUGUUGGAAUUUUUUCUCCCUGGAAUUACAUGUAUUGCUCUAUGAUUCUCUGGAAUACAAUUUGUUGCUCUAUGAUUCUCUGGAAUUCAAUUUGUUGCUCUAUGAUUCUCUGGAAUUCAAUUCGUUGCUCUAUGAUUCUCUGGAAUACAAUUUGUUGCUCUAUGAUUCUCUGGAAUUCAAUUUGUUGCUCUAUGAUUCUCUGGAAUUCAAUUCGUUGCUCUAUGAUUCUCUGGAAUUCAAUUCGUUGCUCUAUGAUUCUCUGGAAUUCAAUUCGUUGCUCUAUGAAUCUCUGGAAUUCGAUUCGUUGUUCUAUGAUUCUCUGGAAUUCAAUUCGUUGCUCUAUGAUUCUCUGGAAUUCAAUUCGUUGCUCUAUGAUUCUCUGGAAUUCAAUUCGUUGCUCUAUGAAUCUCUGGAAUUCGAUUCGUUGUUCUAUGAUUCUCUGGAAUUCAAUUCGUUGCUCUAUGAUUCUCUGGAAUUCAAUUCGUUGCUCUAUGAUUCUCUGGAAUUCAAUUCGUUGCUCUAUGAAUCUCUGGAAUUCGAUUCGUUGUUCUAUGAUUCUCUGGAAUUCAAUUUGUUGCUCUAUGAAUCUCUGGUAUUCAAUUUGUUGCUCUAUGAUUCUCUGGUAUUCAAUUUGUUGCUCUAUGAAUCUCUGGUAUUCAAUUUGUUGCUCUAUGAAUCUCUGGUAUUCAAUUUGUUGCUCUAUGAAUCUCUGGUAUUCAAUUUGUUGCUCUAUGUUUUGUAAAAAAAAAUCACGUCAAUGCCCAGUAGCUAAUUGAAUAUUUAUUAAUAUAACUUGACUUUUCCUAUUAUGGAGUUGAGAGAAAAAAAUCUGCAUUUUGCUGUCAUAGCAAAUUCAUAGCUCCAUUUAUAUCAUAGUAGCUAUAGACACUAAAAUGUUCAAAAGACCACCCAGUGGGCAAAACUUGGUUGAAAAGACAUCUUCUUCUGUUCACAAACUGGUUGAAAUGGACGUUGUUUUUUGUACAACUUUUUACCGACCAGAAUAUGAUUUUUUUUACUGACCACCAUAUGAGCAGUUGCCGAUAAUUAUCACCAUAAUUGUUAACUCUGACCACUAUAUUAUGUGGUCAUAGUUAAGACCUCAUCAUAACCUUAUAAUGCCCACCUGCUGCAAAAAGUAUUUCAGAGGAUAAAGUUGGAAAUUGAAUACAUUGUUUGUUACCUUUCUAUUUGUUUCCAUAGGCACCAAUGAAAGUUGAAAUCUGCAACAUAUUCUUAACUAGGCAAGUCAGUUAAGAACAAAUUCGUAUUUACAAUGACGGCCUACAGUGGGUUAACUACUUUGUUCAGUGGCAGAAAGACAGAGUUUUACCUUGUAACCUUGGGGAUUUGAUACAGCAACCUUUUGGCUACUGGCUCAAUUCUCUAACCACUAGGCUACCUGCCGCCCCCAUUAGAUCAAGCAGUGGCAAAAACAAAUCUACAUCACAAUAUUUUGCACAUCUGCAAACUGUAAUUGUUUCAAGAUUCACCCACAGACAUUACAUGCAUGGAAAGACUGGGACACAGAGUAUAUAAAGGCCAAAUUGCUUUUUGUAUUAAUGAUGAAUGUUAUGAUGGGGUAGAUCCUCGUCAAGGAUCUCUGAGCACAAAAAGCGAAUGUGAGCGUAGUGGCCUUCUUCAAGAGUGGUGCAAUGAGUCAGAUCUGCUGUGAAGAGAAUCAGCUUCAUCACGGCAGUCAGGGGUGUAUUUUAGGACUUUCCAGAGGGCCCACAACAAAUCAACCUCCUGAGUUUUCUGGCUUUUCAUGACACUUACUGUAAGCAUAAAAAGAGAAGAAAAUAAAUUACCUAUUGGCAUAAUGUAGACAUGCAAGACACCACAGAACAGUAAUGCUGUAUAUUUAACAGUCAGAAUCUACAAAAAAUGUCUCGUUGUCUAUGUUAAAUGUCUCAACUGCUCACAUUUAACUUAGCAACUACACUAGUGUGCACACGAGUGGUAGCAAAGGCAUUUUCUCCUCUGUCCACAUUGAAGAUCAGAUUACAGUAGAAAAAAGGCUUCAAAAAGGGUUCUUUGGCUGUCUCCAUUGGAUAACCCUUUUUGUUUCCAGGUAAGGGUUCUACCUAGAACCAAAAGGGUUCUACCUGGAACCAAAAAGGGAUUCUUUAAAGGGUUCUACUGUAGGGUCUACCGAAGAACCAUUUUACGUUCUUUUUUUCUUAGUGUGUAUCAUAGUCGAUGGCUAUAGAUUUAAGGAGGGGUGGUUCUCUCUCCUUUCCUUGGGAUGUGGCAGAAUAGGUCCCUGUUAACUGAGUGGGUGGCUAAGCACUGCAGUAGAGGCCAGGCAUAAGGUCAUUGACAUGUUUCAGGAACUGUAAAGACAUAGAUGAAUCAUUAACCAUGAUUAUCCAUUAGAUAAUCAUGGUUAAUGGUCAAAUGGCACUACUCCUGAAAAAGGUCAUCAGGCUGCGACGUUCACAUUACAUUAUGCCCACGUUGGAGGAUGUUCUUUACAAGCUUCCGAAGGCCAGAGUCUUCACGCUCUUGGACGCCAGAGAUGCCUUCCUGCAGUGCAAGCUCAACGAGCCCAGCAGCUACAUGACUACCUUUUGGACACCCUGGGGCUGGAAGAGGUGGUUGAAGCUUCCGUUUGGGGUCUCCGUGGCUCCAGAGGUGUAUCAGCACGAGCUGUUGGUGGAACAGCUCGUGUUGGUGGAACCCAUGGCAGAUGAUAUCCUCGUAGUGAGCUAUGAGGACAGUGAUGAGGAGGCAGAAUGUGACCAUGAUGCCAAGCUGCUGGCCCUGAUGGUCAGAUGCAGACAGGUCAAGCUAAGGCUAAGCAUAAAAAAGCUUCAGUUUAAAGUGCCAGAGAUCCGCUUUCAUGGGCACAUCUUGUCCUCCACCAGAUUGAGGGUGGAUCCUGAGAAAGUGAAGGCUGUCUUGGAAAUGCCCCAAAUUCAUCAACGUGUCACACCACUUUGCAAUGAGCUGGAGGCAGUAUGCAUUUUGAAAACAUACACUUAAUUGUUUGAAACCUGAAGGUUUUACUACAUAUUAUGAGGCAAGCAGGAGGGCCAGCCUGUGGCAUUCGCCCCUAGGGCACUCACUCCAACAGAGCAGAACUAUGCCCAGAUAGAGAAGGAGUGCCUCAGCAUUGUGUUUGCAUGCCAACGCAGAUCACAAGCCCUUAUUGCUAUAUUCAGCAAGCCUCUCCUGAAUGCCCUGAAAUGACUGCAAAGCAUGCUACUGGCCCUACAAAACUACAACCUCAAGCAGAGACAACAGCAGAGACAACGAUCAAACACUGCAAGGCUCAGUUUGCCAGUUAUAGUCAUUCAGAUAGGGUAAUUUCAGAUAAUGGACCCCAAUUCUCUGAAUUUGAGUUCUGAAAAUUUGCUGCAGAAUGGGAAUUCGAGCACGUCACCUCAUCACCACGACACCCAAAAGCUAAUGGGAAGGCAGAGUCGGCAGUCAAAAUCGCAAAGAACCUCUGCAAAAAAGCUCUGCGAGAGGGCAAAGAUGCCUGGAAAGCAAUCCUGCAGUGGCGCAAUACCCCGACAGAAGGCUUGGAUAGCAGCCCGGCCCAGCGCCUCAUGACACGGCGCUUAAAAGCAGCUCUGCCAGCACUCUCUUGGAGCCAUGUGUGGUGACAGAUGUGCUGUUGAAGCUACUUCACAGAAGACAGGUAUCCAAGUUCAUCUAUAACAAAUCAGCAAAAGACUUACCUGAACUCAGGGUGGGUGAAACAGGGACAGGAUGGGCCUCUGGAGACUCGGAUCCUGUGUACAGAAAGUGGCACCAUACUCCUACUUGCUCAAAGUGAAUGGAUCACUGAACCAUCGUAACAGGGUUGACCUUCGGAUUGCUGAGCCUACACCUACUCAGACCCCUGAUUGUCAUAGGGGUCGCAUGACAAAAGACGGAACCCCAGCAAGUCACAUGGGGCCUUGAGGUACUGGGCAAAAUGCCAGGUGAUCACAGGUCGGCCGCUCCCUCGCCCAUCAAUGCUCCCCUUAGACAGUCAGGUGACACGCCUGUGCGGGAACCCGCAGUCCUCGCAGACAAGCCCCCUGUCUUUUCACGCUACGGGUGUAAAAUGGCACGGUGAUGCCAUCUGUUGGUAAAUGUUAAUUACUUCAACUCCAGUGUUUUUACCGUUGUGCUUGAGAUAUCCGGAUCUAUUGCAGUGUACUGAACAAGACUGGUAACUUGCAUCAAUGCGGAGACCAGAGUAAUACGAUUCUACCGGAAUCGGAAAGUGCUCGGCCCGCAUGAAGCUCCUUGAGUCCGAGUCCAUCCCUAGUCCCCUGAGUGUCAAACGGAAUAUCCUCGAGCCCAGUGUGUUGACUGGGUACACUAUGCCAUGAGACCCUAACCCAAUUUGGUGCACUCUGCCAGCUAUUGUUUGCCAACUGUGUUAAGCCGAGUCAUGCAAAACCUGCUGAAAAAUAAGAUUUGAAUAAUUGUAAAGGUUCUAGUGUCUUAUAUCCAAUGGGUGCAUGGCAGAGUUUCCUUUAAGAAAAUGUGGCACUGGACAUUUGACUGGCAGCAUUUUAAUUUACCGGACCUAGAUGCAUUGGGUGCGUAACCUGAUCAGGGCAUCCACCCACGGUUCUCCGAAAUCACAUUUCAAUUAUGGUAAUUAAUAUCAACAGAACAUGCAACAGAACAGAACAACAGAAAAGUUGACCUAUUUUAUUGGUCAGUUUGUUGAGAAAGAAAUAGCCAAUUCCAAACAGACUCUAGGACAGUUGUGAGACGAUAGAUCCCAAAUUCAUACAACCAGUAGGCCUAAGCAAAAAAUAAAUAAGAAAACGUUAAAAAGCAAUGAGUCUGAUUUAGCUUAAAAUGUUGAUGAACUAUUAUUUCUUCACAUUAUAAGCACAGCAAUGCGCACAAGGCAGUAGGCUAUGCACGAAUGUUCAUUCCAUAAUGCAAUUUAAUGGAAAACAACAUUGUCAAAGUGCACCACACAUGCGAACAGUUUCAUGUGACAGGGAUGAAAAUAUCUGUUAAAAAUUUAGAAAGCGGGGAGAUCUAAUAUGCAACAACUAGCAUGGGUUGACAAUAUGAUUAGAUUGUGCCUUUGACCACCAGACAAUUAAAUAAAGUUGAUAUAAAAUAAUUGCCUUCACAGAUAUGGUCAGAUUUUGGCUAGGCCACUUCGAAGCAAGGUAAGACAUGCCUCAUAAUAUGCAGUAAAACCUUCAGGUUCCAAACAAUGAAGUAUAUGUUUUCAUAAUGCAUACUGCCUCCAGCUCAUUGCAAAGUGGUGUGUGACAUGGUGAUGAAGUCGGCCUUCAGUGUGCAUUUGCUGUUUGAGAUGCUGACGCAGCAGCUCUCCCGCUGUCUUGACAGAUUUUCGGUUCGAAAGGCUAUGUAUCUGUAUGCUUUACUCAUGUGAUAAAUAAGAUACAUAACGAAUAUACUCUACACACGCGCCAAUUUAAUUAGAAAAAAAUAUGCUAAUUAACUUAUAGACUGAUAAGCAUAACCUGUCAUUUCCAUCGACUGGUAUUCCCAUCAAUUGGCUAAAAAGCAUUAUUUUGCAAUGGAAUUUUUUCUUCUGGACAAUUGGUCGGUGCCAAUUAUAUUUAUCGUCUUUUUCAUUUUUUAACGGCCAAAAACCGGCUAUUACCGGCUAAAGGAAGCCCUGGUGCAUGGCCCACAAACACUAUGCACAUGUUUAUAUAGAUUGGUGUCUAUAAAUUGUGUAGCAUUUAGGUAACUGGUCAGUAAUUCCAUCAGAUUUGAACCAUAAACCAGACGUAAACCAAAAUAUUUAAGAAAGACCUCUUAUUCUGGUUGUGAUCUGGUUAUAAGACAUCCCAACCAGAUUUCAACCAGAAAAAUAUAUACUACCGUUCAAAAGUUUGUUGUCAUUUAGAAAUGGCCUUGUUUUUGAAAGAAAAUCACUUUAUUUUGUCCAUUAAAAUGACAUCAAGUUGAUCAGAAAUACAGUGUAGACAUUGUUAAUGUUGUAAAUGACUAUUGUAGCUGGAAACAGAUGCCUCACAAGUCCUCAAAUGGCAGCUUCAUUAAAUAGUAUCCGCAAAACACCAGUCUCAACGUCAACAGUGAAGAGGCGACUCCAGAAUCUUGGCCUUCUAGGCCACUAUUCAUCCAUGGCAAAGAUUCUGUAAUUAUAUGUCUCGCCUUUCAUCUGUGUUUGGUGUUAGCUAGUUACUGGCUAGAUAGGUCUUCAGUCAGCAUGGGACAAAAGGAAGGGGGGGGGGUCGUUUAAAACUCUGACGCUGUUUUCAUAUCAACACAUCCGUCAGUGCUGCAGUGAACUGCAUCACAAGACACAUGCCAAAUGAUUAUGGGUGAUAUUUUAGUCAGUCAAAAGGAUUAUUUUACAUAGGAAUCAGAAUGACUGUUCGGAACCUUUAAAUGUGGCGGUUCGCACUUUCAGUUUCUGGUUUGGAUAAGUUCUAAUCGUCACAGUGAGAGCUACAUCCUCUACAUUGUGAUGAACCCCGUCACUGAGUCUGUAUACGACGAUACUAUUCUCAGAGGCGACCCGGAACAUUUCCCAGUCCACGUGAUCAAAACAAUUUUGAAGCAUAGAUUCCGAUUGUUCGGACCCACGUUGAACAGUCCUUACCACGGGUGCUUCCUUUUUACGUUUCUGCCUACAGGUGGGGGGAGCAGAAUGGAGGUGUGAUCUGAUUUUCCGAAGGGAGGGUGGUGGAGGGGGUCUUUCCCACGAUUCUCGCCAAACUCGAAUUUCCUUCAUGAAAAUGUUGAACAGAUUUAGCAGUACUCACAAAGUCCAAUUUGAGAGGAGACUGUUUUUUUAUUCAAGUCAGAGUGAAAGCCAUAAGUCAUUCAUCAAUAAAAAAAUUAAAUGAAUUUAA